Molecule: messenger RNA, 706 nt
Organism: Musca domestica (house fly)
Lineage: Eukaryota; Metazoa; Arthropoda; Insecta; Diptera; Muscidae
Gene: blp
Product: mitochondrial import inner membrane translocase subunit Tim16
Exons: 3
Coding region: 81-494 (137 amino acids)
Biological process (GO): protein import into mitochondrial matrix
Cellular component (GO): TIM23 mitochondrial import inner membrane translocase complex
Source: RefSeq, a predicted model, not a curated record
UUUAAGGUUAGAAACGAUUGAAUAAUAUCAAUUUCUUCCUGGACAUCUGAUGUAGUUACAGUACCUGCUAGACUCAAGAAAUGGCCAAGUAUUUAGCACAGAUUAUUGUUUUGGGCACACAGGCGAUUGGACGUGCCUUUGCCAAGGCAUUGAAACAAGAGAUAGCAGCUUCACAAGAGGCUGCACGUCGUGCCGGUGGUGGUCGGCAGGGCGAGAAGAGGGCAGAGGCCAAUGCCAGAACGGGCAUGACACUGGAAGAGGCCAAACAAAUCCUAAAUGUAGAAGACUUGAAAAAUUUCGAAGAAAUCACCAAAAAAUAUGAACAUUUAUUUGCGGUAAACGACAAAGCCAAAGGUGGCUCAUUUUAUCUGCAAUCCAAGGUGUUCCGUGCUAAAGAACGUAUCGACCAGGAACUGAAAGAGGCUUUAAAGGCAGCAAAACCAUCUGCGGCAGCGGAUGAUGCGACGGGGUCCGCGGGUGAUAAACAACGAUGAGUGGUCAUCCACAAGUAGGUUUGUGGUUGACGCGCGGUGUAUAGAUGUGUUUAAGAGAUUGUUUUAGAUCCAUAGCCAGACGUUAAAAAUAUUGCUUUAGUUUUAAUGAAAGUGUUUUUUAUUUUAGUACGUUUUUUAAUUGUUAUUAAAUGCAUGAAAUGAAAUGAAGACACGACACGAUGUAGUAAAGUAAGCUGAAUUCCUAUCAUUUA